Molecule: messenger RNA, 2756 nt
Organism: Coregonus clupeaformis (lake whitefish)
Lineage: Eukaryota; Metazoa; Chordata; Actinopteri; Salmoniformes; Salmonidae
Gene: rax
Product: retinal homeobox gene 3
Exons: 3
Coding region: 315-1256 (313 amino acids)
Biological process (GO): positive regulation of transcription by RNA polymerase II
Molecular function (GO): DNA-binding transcription factor activity, RNA polymerase II-specific; RNA polymerase II cis-regulatory region sequence-specific DNA binding
Source: RefSeq, a predicted model, not a curated record
CUCCUCUAUAAGACAAGACCACUACUGGAGUGUCAGCUAUUUGAGUAACAGGUGCUAUUCUACUACUCAGAUGCGACGGAUGCUUACUAACACUGAUUUUUUAAAAUUAGAUUUUAGAUUUUUAUUUCAACAAAACAACCGGAAUUGUUGUUUCAUUCUUUUUAACAUUUACUGUUUCAUUCUAUUAAAACAUUUAGCUAUUCAUUCUGAAGACUUAAAACGUUGUAUUAAAAAUAUAUUUAUCGGGAGUUUAGCCUACAUUUGUUUAUCAGUGUCUUUUCAAUUUAGUUUGAGAUUAUUUUUUUUUACAUCAAAUGUGGCUUCUUGGUUCAACUCCUGAAGUCAUGGAAGAGCGCCUGUCACCUUCUGCAUGUUUCGUCCGGAGCCCCGGUAAUAAUCAUAACACCGCAGCAGCGAGGGUUCACAGUAUUGAAGCAAUAUUGGGAUUUAAAGACGAAAACAUAUUUAAUCAAUCUGUCUCCUACAAUGGAUCAUCAGGGAAACUCGCCGAGCUGAGAGGGAACGGAAUUAUGUCAUCCCUGAAGAAAGAACACAACACGGAAAGUUUUGACAGUGUCUGCUGCAGCAGUUCGGGGGCCUCUGUUAGUCCUGAUUUACCUGACGGGGAGGAUAAACUGUCCGAUGAUGACAACCCAAAGAAAAAGCACCGGCGCAACAGGACCACGUUCACAACCUUUCAGCUGCAUGAGCUGGAGAGAGCGUUCGAAAAGUCGCACUAUCCGGACGUCUACAGCAGAGAGGAGCUCGCAAUGAAAGUGAAUCUUCCGGAGGUUCGAGUGCAGGUGUGGUUCCAGAACCGUCGGGCCAAGUGGCGUCGCCAGGAGAAGCUGGAGGUGAGCUCCAUUAAGCUCCAGGACACCUCCUCUCUCCUGUCCUUCAGCCGCUCCCCUGCCCAGUCCUUGUGCUCUGGACUGCAGCUGGAGCCAUGGCUCAGCACUGCCAUCACCACCACCCCCCUGCAGUCCCUACCCGGCUUCAUUACCAGCUCCUCUCAGGGCCUCCCAGGAGCCUCCAGCUAUUCCCCUCCACCCUUCCUCAACUCCCCCAGUUUCGGACACCAUAACCUGCCUCACAUUGGUUCUACACGUCCUCUUCCUCCGCCCCCAUACCAGUGCACCGUGGCUGGGUACAUGGAGAAGUUAGUUAUGGAAGAGACGGAUCCUCGUAAUUCUAGUAUUGCAUCUCUGAGGAUGAAGGCUAAGGAGCAUGUUCAGUCUAUUGGGAAGACAUGGUGAGGAUGGAUGUAUGCUGUCUGCAUCCCUCUGACUGGGGUCAUACGAACCCUGUAAAGACUACCACUGCGUGUAGUGCUUCUGCUCUAGUCUAUGGACAUGGAAGUCCCCUGUGCUGGAGGACUCCUCUCCACCAGAUGAUGCAAACUGUUGUUUCUUCUUCAUUGGUUUACAUCAUUGUCCCAGUCAGUGUUUUUUUGUUGUGUGAAUUCUCAGUAUUGGAGGAGGAACAACCAUGUCUAAUUUCAGAUAUUCACCUUUUAUAAUGAACUUUACCUGUCAGUGUUACGCUUGGAUCCACAUGGUCUACUUUUAAUGAAUAAUGAAGGAUGCCAUUGAGGAGAAAGUGGAAAUGUGAAAUGUUUGUCUGUGUUGCCCUCAACCUGGUUUCUAUGUCAUCAUUUCCAUCCCUAUUUUAAUAAUUAUCUUCUGUUAUUCUGUUAAGACAAUCACAUCCCAGGAUCAAUGUAUGUAUUGUUGUUUACCAGCCCUUGUUUAGAUACCUUUCAUUCAGUAUUUUUCCCUUUUGUGCCGCUGACUUUGCAAAUGUAGAAAUGUAGAUGAACAAAUGUCUGUUUGCUGUAAUUAGUUUCUCUCUGUACAUGAAGGAUAUUAUGGAAAUAAACCUGUAUAGUUACAUCCACCCUCCAGGCCGACAAUAUGCACAUUCAUCCUUCUUUCAUUAACUGUCAAGCCUGAAUAGCCUAAUACCAUAUGUCCUAUUAGACACAUAUUACAUUUAUUGUGUUGUUGUAGACAAAUCAUUUGUGACAGUUUCACCAUGCACAAUUGGCAUUAUUUACGGGAUCUUAGUUGGAUGACUCAGCAUGCUUAAUGUUCAGUCAACAGGUAAUUUGGAGAGAAAAAGACAGACAUAUUUUAUUUUUUUAUUUUUUUACAAUAUAACUCCUGUCUUUUCCAAGAGGAUUGCUUUUACUCAAUACUUUCAUUUUUCAGAAAACAAGUGGUUCUAUAGUUCAAAUUGAAAUCACAAAUCACAGAGCAGAGCAGAACACGUGAAUGAGGUGUCUGGUUCCCUCUAGUGGACAUUAGUCUUAUGAAGGGUGGGAAGUGAGCUGGCAACCAGAGGAUUGCUGGUAUCAAAUCCUAGAUGCCAUCGCCUUGCUAUUGUGCCCUUGAGCAAGGCACUUAACCCCCCACAACAACAGGUGCCCAGAGUGGCAGCCCCCUUCACUUCUCCAAAAACACCUGUGUAUGUGUGUCUUUCGGAGGGGUUGGGUUAAAAGCAGAAGUCAAAUUUCGGUUGUACCUUGUGUGCAAUUGGCCAAUAAAGUAAUAUGAGUCUUAAAUGGCAGCCAACACAAUUGAAACUCACCCAGUCAGUUAUUAAGAGGCAACUUCCACUUGAGUCAAAUGUAUUCUUUUAGUUUCCCUUUUACAUCAAUGCAUGACCAAGUGAAAAUUCUACUCACAGCACCUUCAGAAAGUAUUCAACCCCCUUGACUUUUUUGUUGCGUUACAGCCUGAGAUUUAGUGUCACUA